AUGAGAUGGGGUCAUAAAGCUAACCCGGAUAGGUGGUUCAUAAACUUACAACCACAAUUCCAAGAAGUUGUAGACGCAAUGGAAGUGAAUGGUGAACCAGAUAUAGCUGGUAUUUUCAGCGCGGCUUUAAUGCCAUUGAAAGAUAUGAAAGAUGCAGAUAUUUUGAACCAGUAUGAAAUGAACAUGGCUGAUGGAAAUAUAACACCUGACGUUCUAGAACAUUUAUCUCAAAGAACUACACAGAACCAUAGAGAUGGUAUAUUUGGUGAAGAGUUUAGAAAGAAAGUUAGGGAGAGCGAAGGAAGAGAACCUAUUGUACAUGACCUUGCAAACGAAAGUUUACAAAAUGUCAUAAAAACUUACUUUGCAGACAAUGAACCGAGAAGGGAUGAAUAUUUAAGAAAACUCAAAUGGACAGUACCAAAUGAAAUGUUAGUAUUGAAAAACAUGUUCCUUGACAAAAUAAAACCAACUACAGAAAUAAACGACGCAAGACUGAAAGAUUGGGUAAAAGCUUUCCCAUUCACAAAAGAUAUAAUUGGUAACAUGGAAAGAAAACCAGAAUGGCUACAAAAACAUAUAUUUGGAAACGAGCAUAUUCCAUAUGGACAGGCACUGUUUGAAGAGCUUGAACCGGAAACUCAGGAAAGAGUCAUGCAAACAAUACGCGAAGACUCAAAUACAGACUAUGACAAACUCUUUCUAGGAUAUAGGUUACCUGAGAUGGGCGACCAGAGCCAAAAGGCAAAAAGGACAUGGGAAAUUUGCAACAUACUAGAUGAACAUAAUGCAAAGAUGCAACAACUUCAAGCAGAGGGCAAUGAAGGAAAAAGAAGAGUUAAAAACUCAGUCAGGAACAAAGUAAAGCUUGGUCCACGUGGGUUCUAUUAUGACAUAUAA
Trichomonas vaginalis G3 is the source of this 900-nucleotide messenger RNA. RefSeq names its product protein of unknown function, DUF4106 family. Lineage: Eukaryota; Parabasalia; Trichomonadida; Trichomonadidae. The record is from RefSeq and is a predicted model, not a curated record. The transcript has a single exon. Bases 1 to 900 code for a protein of 299 amino acids.